CUCUCUAAUCUAUUAGUCACAGCGUUUGCUAAUUAAAGACAGGAGAAAAUAUCCCCCGGCUUAAAUAUUUGACAAAUUAUCCAAGCAAUUUUCUGGUGUUGGGUUUAUGGUCUAACUCUAUCCAUCUAAUCCUCUUCUUUCUUCUUGCUGCCUUCGCCUUUCUUUCAUUGUUUUUUUUUUUUUUGGGGGGGGGGGGUAUUGGUGGUUGUCUCCCAUGGUAAAUCAUCUGAACCAAGAACCUGUCCCCAUUUUUAAUCAAAAGAAGAAAGGUUUCAGUUUACGGGAGAUUACCAGAGUCUUAAGAUCAUGGCGACUUCGUCUUAAGAAAUCCUCCUCUUCCGACCAACCCAUAUACAAACCUUCCCAGGGCUCUCCAGAUGAGAAUGGAGAUGGACAAAAAAUUGUCCGAGUUAGCAGCUGGACAAGCGAUAGCGAUGGGUCGAGAUCCGAAGGUCGGAGUUCUAAAGGUUUUUUCAAGUAUCGAAGCAUGGACGCAUGCUUUUCUCGCCAAGAUUCUACAAACUCAAAGGGUACAAGCAAGAGGAGCCGCAGCCCCAGCCCCAGCCCCAAGCCUUCCUCACAGAAUAAGGAGGGAAGCCUGAGAAGAAGCACAACAACAGAUAGAAAUGGCUUAUUUGAGCCCCUGUCAGGAAGCACGAGCCGCCCGAAUGGUAACCCCAUCAUGUUCUCAAACUCAACCGGGGUGGUGAAACCACCACCAAUUGAGAAGCAACUCGAAUGCACGCUUGAAGAUUUGUGCUAUGGAUGUACCGAGAAGAUAAAGAUCAAAAGGGACGUUAUUACAGAAUCCGGGCAAAGAGUUGAACAUAAGGAGAUGUUAUCAAUAAACGUGGAGCCGGGAUGGAAGAAAGGAACAAAGAUUACAUUUGAAGGAAUGGGAAAUGAAGUACCUCGAUUAUAUGCAGCUGACGUCACAUUCGUUAUUGCCGAGAAACAACAUCCUAUCUUCGGAAGAGACGGUGAUGAUUUGGAGUUAACGAUUGAAAUUCCUCUGGUGAAAGCCCUAACAGGUUGCAGCCUUCCCAUACCAUUACUGGGUGGGGAGAAAAUGGAACUGAAAAUAGAUGAAAUCAUUCACCCUGGAUAUGAAAAGAUAAUCACAGGCCAGGGCAUGCCAACCACAAAAGAAGCAGCAAGCAGAGGGAACUUAAAAGUUAGAUUCCUGAUUAACUUCCCAACGGAGCUCACAGAUGAUCAACGAGCAGCCGCAGUUAGAAUUUUAGGGGAUUCUUCUUCAUGAAUGUGGUUUUAGUUUCUUUAGGAGUCUCAGAAUUUGUUUUACUUGUGGAUAUGUUACUUCCAACAGUAUUUCAGGCUUCCCUUCAUUGUAACAUGUAAUGUCAGGUGCUUCGCAGAUACUUCAACAAGGAAUAUAUCACCUGCUCAUUACCAGUCAGCUAAAAUCAAACCAUUUUAACAUUUUCAUAAAUGUAAUGGGACCUGGCAGAAUAACAUUCCAAUAUGAUGCCACUUACAAUACCAGUUAGACAUGUAAAUGUAAUGGUACCUUUCAAACUGGAACAAAGCAUGUUAGUUCUGCAGUAAACAAAACCACCUCAGGCAAGGUUAUCAUCAAAUCAACACAUUUUUACAAUGUUGAACUGCAUCAGUGCCAAUUCAUUCCUAUAAAAUGAUUCUCAAAUCAUGAUACCUACAUUAUGAACAUCACAUUGAUUUUAAGCGAAAAAAGAAAACUAUACAACCGUGGUCUUUAAACUGACUUACAUGCUUGAAAAUAUAUUGAAAUCAGUAAAUUGCAUAACAUGAAAAAAAUAAUAAAAAGUUACAACAGAGAUAACCACAUAGGUUUUCUCUUUUAAGCCUUAGACCAUCCCAUCAAAGCACGGAUUAUGCCUAAUAUGCUACCACCAAGAAGAGCCUUUAGUAACCUGAGCUUUCCA
Gossypium arboreum is the source of this 1922-nucleotide messenger RNA. RefSeq lists its product as uncharacterized. Gene Ontology annotation, molecular function: protein-folding chaperone binding. Lineage: Eukaryota; Viridiplantae; Streptophyta; Magnoliopsida; Malvales; Malvaceae. The transcript has 3 exons. The coding region runs from base 215 to 1261 and encodes 348 amino acids. Gene Ontology annotation, cellular component: cytosol. The record is from RefSeq and is a predicted model, not a curated record.